GCGAGCGAAUCUCUGUCUGAGCAUGUGGGCUUUGCUCGUGUUUUCAUCGACCUGGUCAACGAGAACGACAACCGGCCGAUUUUCAGCAGCCCCCUGUACAACAUCAGCCUGCCUGAAGACACGCCGCCUGGGACCUCGCUCAUACAGAUCAUAGCAACAGACGGUGACUUUGGCGCAUUUGGAGUGGUGCGAUAUUACUUCAGUGAUGACCCAGACCAGUUCACAUUGGACUCAGUGACGGGCUGGGUGAUGUUGCAGUCGCGUCUGGACUUUGAGCUGAUGCGCCGCUUUACGCUGACGGUUCUGGCGCGGGACGGUGGCGGUGAGGAGACCACUGGUCGUCUGCGCAUCAACGUGCUGGACGUCAACGACAACCCGCCCGUCUUCCAGAAGGACGCAUACAUGGGCUUGCUCAGGGAGAACGAGCAGGGGCCGCAGCAGGUGGCCAGAGUCAGGGCAACAGACGAGGACUCUCCCCCGAACAAUCUGCUGACGUACACCAUCACCUAUGCGUCGAGCUUCAGGAGCUACUUCAGCAUCAGCAUUGUGGAGGGCUAUGCAGUGAUCAUGGUGAACAGGCCUCUGGACUACGAGAUGGUUCUUGAAGGAGUGAUCCAUCUGACUCUCAUGGCCAAAGAUGGGGGGAACCCAGCCCUGAACAGCACUGUGCCUAUUACCGUGGAGGUUUUUGAUGAAAAUGACAAUCCCCCUGAGUUUAGCCAGCCUGCCUACAUCGUCAUAAUCCCAGAGAAUAUUGUUGCAGGGGCUACGGUGUUGUACGUGAACGCCACAGACAAGGACGCGUCGCGGGAGUUUGGACAGGCCUCGCUCAUCUACGCACUUCAGGGCUCGUCUCAGUUCCGCCUGAACACGCGCUCAGGUGAGAUCACCACCACAGCUCUCCUGGACCGUGAGGUGAAGUCCGAGUACAUCCUGAUCGUGCGUGCAGUGGACGGAGGGGUGGGACCCCUGCAGAAGACGGGCAUUGCCACGGUGAAUGUCACCAUCCUGGACAUCAACGAUAACGCCCCCAUGUGGCGAGAUGAGCCAUACCUUGCCAACGUGGUGGAGAUGAGCCCCAUCAACACCGAUGUCAUCACGGUGUUGGCAGUGGACCCAGACUACGGGGACAACGGCACAGUGGUGUACUCCAUCAGCCCCCCCAACCCCUUCUACACCAUCAACAGCACCACGGGCAAGAUCCGGACCAGCGGCGCCGUGCUGGACCGCGAGAGCUCCAACCCCCACAACGCACAGCUCAUGAGGACCAUCGUCAUCUCAGCCACCGACCGUGGCACUCCACCUCUGCAGUCCUCUGUCAGCACCACUGUGUUUGUCAACCUCCUGGACCUGAAUGAUAAUGAUCCCGCCUUCCUCAACCUCCCAUUUGUUGCUGAGGUGCCAGAGGGCCUCCCGAUUGGUACAUCUGUGUUCAGGGUCCAGGUGGAGGACCCGGACGAGAAGGACAACGGCGCGGUGACCCUGGUGCUAGAGAUGGGCAUGCCGCGCCUCGACUUCACCCUCAACACCAGCAGCGGCGUGCUGACAUCCACCGUGGCGCUGGACCGCGAGCGCAUCGGCCAAUACUACCUGCGUAUCCUAGCCUACGACGCCGGGAAGUACCCGCGCACCUCCACCAGCACGCUCACCAUCACAGUGAUGGACGUUAAUGAUGAGACUCCCACCUUCUUCCCACCCGUGUAUAACGUGUCACUGCUGGAGAGUGUUCCGCGGGAUCACAUGCUCGUGCAGCUCAACUGCUCCGACAACGACGCCGGUCUCAACGCUGAGCUCAGCUACUUCAUCACAGGGGGGAACCAAGAUGGGAAGUUCAGUGUCGGCUUCAGAAACGGGAUUGUGAGGACAGUAGUAGGACUGGACCGGGAGUUCCAGGCUUCCUACACACUAGUCAUUGAGGCCAUCGAUAACGGUCCCGCAGGGGGCAGGAGAACAGGCACGGCCACGGUGUAUAUGAAGGUGCUGGAUGUCAAUGACAACCGGCCCAUCUUCUUGCAGAACAGCUACGAGACCAGCGUGUUGGAGACAGUGCCACAGGGAACCAGCAUCCUACAGGUGCAGGCUACAGAUGCGGAUGAGGGAGAGAACGGACGCGUUCUAUACAGGAUCCUCUCCGGCAACAUCAACCAGCUGUUCAGCAUCAGCAACCUGUCUGGCCUGAUCACCAGGGGACCCCGACGGCUGGACAGGGAGACCAGCAGCUCCCACGUGCUGGAGGUGGAGGCCUACAACAGUGACCAGGGCCCCAUGCGCAGCACAGUCAGGGUGAUCGUGUACGUGGAGGAUGCCAACGACGAGCCACCUGUCUUCACUCAGCAGCAGUACAACCGCCUGGGGCUCCGCGAGACCGCUGGUAUUGGCACCUCGGUGAUCGUGGUACGAGCCACAGACCCAGACACCGGUGACGGAGGUGCAGUGGCCUACACCCUGGUCUCAGGCUCGGACCGCAAGUUUGAGGUGGAUGUGAGCACGGGCCUAGUGACCACAGUGGAUUACUUGGACUACGAGACCAAGACCAGCUACCUGAUGAACGUGUCGGCCACGGACCAGUCGCCGCCGUUCCACCGCGGCUACUGCACAGUGUACGUGACGCUGCUCAACGAGCUAGACGAGGCCGUGGCCUUCUUCUUGUCUGGCUACGAGGCCACGCUACGUGAGAACAUCGACAGAGGCACUGAGGUCAUCCAGGUGCAGGCAAAGUCGGCUGACAACCUUAACCAGCUGACGUACCGCUUCGACCCCGACACAUCGCCAGCUGCACUUGCGCUCUUCAAGAUUGAUAGUGUCACGGGGCGUAUCAUGGUCACCGGGCUAUUGGACAGAGAGAAGGGUGACUCCUACACCCUUACCGUGCUGGCGGAUGACGGCGGCCCAAAGAGAGGCUCCACUGUGAAGGUGUCCAUCACCAUUGAGGAUGAGAAUGACAACAGUCCACAGUUCGACAUCACAUCUGACGUGUCCGUGAACAUCCCAGAGGACACUCCUAUUGGACAGAGAGUGGCCGUGGUGCUGGCCAGAGACAAAGACGCUGGGAACAAUGGACUGGUCAAUUUUACCCUGGUGGCGGGUAACAUGCAGGAUGUGUUUAGAAUCGUUACUGCCAACCACACAUAUGGGGAGAUCUAUGUGAAUACUCCCUUGGACCGCGAGGCAGUGGACCGCUACCUGCUGAAGGUGCGAGCUCUGGAUAGUGGCUCCCCUCCUCGCUACACUGACCACUCUUUGACCAUCAACAUCCUGGACGUUAACGAUAAUAGGCCAGUCGUCCAGAGCCCUCGCGGCUACAAUGUCUCCAUCAGUGAGAAUGUCGGCGGGGGCACAUCGGUUCUGCGUGUGGUGGCAACUGACCGUGACAUUGGCCGCAACGCCAUGCUGUUCUACUACAUCACCGGCGGCAACCAGGAUCUGACGUUCCGCAUGGACCGCGUGACGGGGGAGAUGGUGACACGGCCCUCCCCUCCAGACCGCGAACGGCAACAGGAAUACCAGCUGACCGUCACCGUGGAGGAUGACGGGACUCCUUCACUCUCGACAUCUACCACAGUGUGGGUGCAUGUUGUGGAUGAGAAUGACAACGCACCUGAGUUUCCAGAGAAGGAGUAUGUGACUGUGCUGAGUGAAGGGCCUCACACAGUCGGGGCCACUAUUGCCACGGUAACAGCCAUCGACCCAGAUGAGAAGCUCAAUGGAACCCUUCGUUAUGCCAUCACCCAGGGCAAUCUUGGUCAGACGUUUCACAUCAAUAACGUAACGGGAAGGAUUGUUGCAGUCAAAGAGUUGGACUACGAAGUCAGUAAUGGACGCUACACACUGGUUGUGACUGCGACAGACCAGUGUCCUUUCCCACAACUCAGACUGACAUCUAGUACCACGGUGUUGGUGAAUGUGCUGGAUGUGAACGAUGUGACCCCCACGUUCCCAAAGUCCUUUGAGGGGCCCUUUGAGAUCACUGAGGGCCAGCCGGGGCCCCGUGUGUGGACGGUCAAGGCCACUGAUGAGGACUCGGGCCUCAACGGCAAGGUGGAGUACACCAUCACCGCAGGAGACCUCAAGAAUGAGUUUGUGGUAUCUCCAGUGGAAGGGGAGCUGCGUGUCAGGCGAGACGUGGAGCUGGACAGAGAGACCACUCCUUCCUACAACAUUACCAUCACAGCACGGGACCUGGGAUCUCCCCCCCGAAGCAGCACGGUGGUGGUUGGGGUGUUGGUUCUGGACAUCAAUGAUAACGACCCGAUUCUGCUGAACCUGCCCUACAACACCAGUGUGAGUGAGGGUGCAGCCAUCCACACCUCUGUGGCCCGGGUCCAAGCAAGUGACGCCGACAGUGGCCGCAACGCCCUCCUCACUUUCAACAUCACCGCCGGCAACAUAGACGGAGCCUUCUACAUCAAUGAGACUACAGGUGUGGUGCAGGUGAACAGGCCACUGGACAGAGAGAGAAUAGACGAGUACCGACUGACCAUUACAGUCAAAGACAACCCUGAGAACCCCCGGAUAGCACGUCGGGAUUCAGACACUCUGGUGGUCAGGAUUCUGGAUGAGAACGACAACCGGCCUCUCUUUACGCAGCCCAGCUACCGUGCCGAAAUCAUGGAAAACUCCCUUGCAGGCAGUACUGUGUCUGUUUUGAAUGGGCCAGUGCAAGCACUGGAUAAGGACAUCGGAAUUAAUUCUGUAGUGAAGUAUAAGCUGCUGGGUUCUAGAGUCGACCUCUUCACAAUCGACGCCAACACAGGCGAGGUGCAUGUGCGCGAGGGGGCCAAGCUGGACCGCGAGGCGUUCUCCGAGCCACGUGUGGAGCUGCAGCUGCUAGCCCAGGACGUGGGGGGGCUCAACAGCAGCGUGCCCCUCAGCAUCAUCAUCCUGGACGUCAACGACAACCCCCCAGUCUUCAACCCGGCCAGCUUCACCGUACGCCUGCCCGAGAACAGCCCCACAGGUGUGGUGGUGACACAGCUGUCGGCCACCGAUGCUGAUUCAGGCGCUAAUGGCUGGCUGCUGUACCGCCUGGAGAGUGGCGCCCAGGACCGCUUCGUGGUGGACUCCCUCUCGGGCGCCGUGCUGGUUGGCAACGCCACACUGGACCGUGAGGAGCGCGCCUCCUACCGCCUCAUUGUCAUGGCAACCGAUCGCGGCACGCCGCCCCUCUCUGCCACUGCCACGCUCACCGUGAUGCUCGAUGACGUUAACGACUCGCGGCCACGCUUCAUCCGCCCGGUGCAGACCAUCAGCGUCAACGAGUCCACGCCGCCCGGUGAAGUGGUGGCCACGCUCGCGGCCGAGGACCCCGACCUCCGGCCCCGGCUGGAGUACUACAUCAUCUCGGUGGAGGCCCGCGAUGAUGCCAACAAGCCCGUCGGGGGCCUGCAGGACUCGUUUGGCAUCGAGUUCCACACAGGCUCUGUGUUUGUGCGUAACCCUUUGAACAGGGAGCUCGUUGCCACCUUCGACAUCAUUGUUUCUGUCCAUGACAAUGCUAGUGAUGUCAUUGACCAGUCAGUCAGUGUUCCCAAUGCCAGGCUGACGGUCAACGUGCUCGACGUCAAUGACAAUGCUCCACGUUUCCGGCCCUUUGGCGUGGCAAACUUCUCCGAGAAGAUUCUAGAAGGGGCUCAACCUGGCACCACGCUGCUGUCCGUGUCGGCUGUGGACCCUGAUAAAGGCCCCAACGGGCAGGUGAUCUAUCAGCUGCUGCACCUGCCCCGUGGGGACUACCUGAGGCUAGAGGACCCCUCCACAGGGAAGAUCGUGGCCAACCGGACGGUGGACUAUGAACAGGUGCAGUGGCUGAACUUCACCGUUCGCGCUCAGGACCAUGGGAGCCCGCCCCGCUUCGCUGAGCUGCCCGUCUACCUGCGCAUUAUGGACGUCAACGACAACAACCCCGUUUUCUCACUGCCCUCUUAUCAGAAACCUGUGUUCGAGGAUGUAGCUCUAGGCACCAUCAUUGUGAGUGUGAGUGCUACGGAUGCCGACUCUGGCCUCUUCUCCGUCAUCGAAUACAGCCUGGUUGACGGGGAGGGCAAGUUUGGCAUCACUCCCAGCACGGGCGCUAUCUACAUUCUCUCUCCGCUGGACAGAGAGACUAAAGACCACUACACCCUAACAGCUGUUGCCCGUGACAAUCCAGGAGGGAUUCCGAACCAACGCAGGGAAAACUCAGUUCAGGUUCUGGUGACUGUUCUGGAUGUGAAUGACUUCCAUCCACGGUUCUCUGAGCGGGUCUUCAGCACCAGUGUGUUUGAGAACGAGCCCAGUGGAACCUCUGUCAUCACUCUCUCUGCUACCGACCUGGAUGAGGGAGAGAACGCCAUCCUCACAUACAGUAUGCAAGGGCCUGGAGCAGACGCGUUCUCUCUGCACCCUGACAGCGGCGUGGUGCGCUCGCUGCGUCUGCUCCAGUCCUUUGAGCGUUUUAACCUGACGGUGGUGGCCACUGACCACGGCAGACCUCCGCUCUGGGGCACGGCCAUCCUCCACAUCACUGUCAUCGACGUCAACAACAACAGGCCCGUCUUUGUCCGACCCGCUAACGGCACCAUCAUGCACAUCCAGGAGGAGCAGCCCCCAGGUCUGGUGGUGUAUGAAGUGUUUGCCACUGACGAAGAUGAGGGGGUGAAUGGGGAGGUGCGGUACUCUUUCCUGCAGACAGGCGCAGGCAACCGGGACUGGGAGAACUUCCACAUCGACCCGAUCACGGGAGUUAUCACCACGGCCGUCAAAUUGGACCGAGAGAAACAAGCCCUGCACAGUCUGAUCAUAGUGGCUUAUGACCAGGGCCAGCCUGUGCCAUAUGAGACCACUCAGCCACUCCAGGUGGCCCUGACCGACAUAGAUGACAACGAGCCCGUCUUCCUCAAGCCGCCGAGGGGCAGUCUGCCCUACCAGGUCCUCUCUGUCCCAGAGCACUCCUCAUCAGGCACAGUGGUGGGGAACGUGACCGGCGCAGUGGAUGCUGACGAGGGCUCCAACGGUGUCGUCUACUACUUCAUCGCUGGGGGAGACACUGAGGGCAACUUUGGACUGAGCCCAGCAGGUGUGCUGCGUGUCAGAAAGGAUCUUGACCGCGAGGAUAUUCCGGUUUAUUCCAUCAUCGUCAAGGCCUCCAGUAACCGCAACUGGACACCCCCUAGAGGUCAAAGGUCACAUCGUACUCGGGUUCUAGACCCGGGCCAGGACCCCACUCUCCAAGAGGUCCGCAUCUACCUAGAGGACAUCAACGACCAGGCACCACGCUUCACUAAGAUAGAAUACACAGCAGGAGUGGCAGCUGAUGCUAAGGUGGGCUCAGACCUGAUCCGUGUGCAGGCGCUGGAUAAUGACAUUGGGAACAACAGCAUAGUGCUCUACCAUAUCCUGUCCAUCACCUACAUCAAGUUACAGUCCAACAGUUCUGAGGAGAUGGGCAACAUCUUCAUCAUCGGUGAAACGGAUGGGAUAAUCCGUACAUUUGACCUGUUCAUGGCUUAUGCUCCUGGUUACUUUGUGGUGGAAGUGUUGGCCCGAGACCUGGCGGGGCACAGCGACAUCACCAACGUGGGCAUCUACAUCCUGAGGGAUGACCAGCGUGUGAAAAUCGUCAUCAACGAGACCCCAGAGCGUGUGCGUCUGUUCCAAGAGGAGUUUGUUAAUCUUCUGUCCAACAUCACAGGAGCCAUCGUCAGCACAGAUGAUGUGCAGUUCCAUGUGGAUAAGAAGGGGCGUGUGAACUUCGCUCAGACAGACAUGCUGAUCCACGUGGUCAACAAGCAGACCAACCGCAUUCUGGAUGUGGAGAGAGUGAUCCAGAUGAUUGAUGAGAAUAUGGAGCAGUUGAGAAACCUGUUCAGGAACUACAACGUCCUGGACGUCCAACCGGCCGAGACCGGCAGGGCCCCAGAUGACCUCACAACUCUGCAGAUGGCCAUUAUUGUUCUUGCAGUGCUGCUCUUCAUCGCUGCUAUGCUGUUCAUCUUCAUGAACUGGUACUACCGUACAGUGCACAAGCGGAAGCUGAAAGCCAUAGUGGCCGGCUCCACAGGGAACCCGGGGCUCGUGGACAUCCUGGAAAUGCCCAACACCAACAAGUACUCCUUUGAGGGGGCAAACCCAGUGUGGCUGGAUCCGUUCUGCAGGAACCUGGAGCUGGCAGCACAGGCAGAACAUGAGGACGACCUGCCCGAGGACCUGAGCGACAUCACCGACCUUUGGAACAGCCCUGCGCGCACUCAUGGCACAUUUGGGCGUGAGCCACAGGCCUCAAAGCCAGAAGAUGAUCGCUACCUGCGGGCGGCCAUUCAGGAGUACGACAACAUCGCCAAACUGGGUCAGAUUAUGAGAGAAGGACCUAUUAAGCUGAUCCAGAGUGACCUGGAUGAGGACGAUGACGAGCGGCUGGGCGGUGGCGUACGCGGCGGCACGCUUCGCUUCAAGCACAAGCACCCGGUGGAGCUGCGCGGGCCCGAGGGCGUGCACGUGGUGCACGGCAGCACGGGCACGCUCCUGACCUCCGACCUCAACAGCCUGCCCGAGGACGACCAGCGGGCACUGGGGCGCUCGCUGGAGACGCUAAAUGCCGCUAACGCUACAAGCACUGAGUCGGCCAAGUCCACGCCGCUGCACCGGCACAAGGACGGCCACGGGCUAGCCGAGAGCCCACUGGAGGUGACGGAGUUAUGACUAGCCGAGGCCUCGCUGGUCUGAGCUGAGCAGAGCAGAGCCCGCCUGUGCUGCCCUCCACCCUCCAGCUGCCACACCCCGCCUGCUCAACCUGCCCAUGUCCUGCCCUGAAGGCAUCUGGGUCCAGGGCUGGGUUGGACUGGGGACAACAGCAGUGGGUGACUGUAGUCUGUGGAGGGCAUUAGCGUGUGGAGAUGUGUUGUCUGGGGCGGGAAAAAAAGACAAAGCCAAAUUUUAAAGGGAGAAUCAGUGGGAGAAUUAAAGAGCACUGACAUCUUAUGGACAUCUUUCCUCUCAUGCAGGUCAACAGAGAUGAGAGUGUCAGUAACCAUGGCUCAAUAGGAAUGACCUCCUGUUCUUGAUGAGGCAUGAGAAACAAAGUGUUCUCGGAGAGAGAAUAGGGGUUUUCUCUUUCAUUUUGGCUCAGCAUCUCGGAUUGCAUACAUCCACACACGCACAGGAAGGGAAGAACUAUCAUUUUAAAAAUAGAGCUCUCUCAGACCAGCGAACGGCCAUUGAUAGAAGUUAAAAAAGUAUGUGAACUGCAGUAUUUUGUAUGUGAACUGGGGGGGAAAAAAAGAGACAACAGGAAAACUCGAUGAUCCAAGUGGAGAAUGAGUUAAAGCAGGAAGCUCAACGUUGGAGGUUCCCUUCAGGGAAAUGGAUAAAAAGGAUCUUCCUGAACAACAAAAGAAUUUAAAAAAAAAAAAAAAUCAAACCAGCCUCCACAUAAAAAAGGACUCUCUCUCAUGCCUCCCUCUUGUCAGGGAGCAUUCAGGAGGCAAGACACUUCAUAAGCACAAAAAGGAUCAUGUGAAAAAUCUUCACAUCUUCACCAAGGCAUGGACCUACUGAGGACUUGCGUACAGACAGACCACCCACUGUUUGACACACCACAUCAAUCUGGACCUCUUGUUGCGUCAGAGCGAAAGAAUCUGAACUCUCUUGGACAAUGUGCUCCUUGGAGUCAGAGUGGCAACGCAGAAAGACAGUGUGUUCUAGUGAAACACAGUUGAGCCGCUCAGAAGCACGGCAGUCUUAAUCAACAGAAAGGGGACCAGAGGGGGUGGUGGGAUUGUGUGUUGGGACUGUACCUCCUUGGACCCACCUUUUGCCUCCACAGUGGGUGACUUGCUCCAACAUGGAUCUGGCCUUGAUCAGACACACCUGGUUUGGAGUCAGCAGCUAUAUAGAUGUGUUCAUAUAAAAAUUAAAAAAAGAUUAUGUUAAAAAAGAUUACAUUAAAAAGCUUCAGUCCCAGCACUGUGGACAGAUCAAAUCCCCACUCGACUGACUUUACACUGCCACGUCAGAUGAGAAAAAGAGAACAUUGUGUUUUUUUUUUUUUUUUUUUUCAAUUUUAAUAUAGUGAAAAGAGAGAAAAAGAAAACAAAAAAUGAUAUUUUUGAAGAAAAAAAAGCUGACUUACCAAAAUGAGUUGAGUGAAACUGGAUGUCAUCAGUCAGUGCAUUUUUCUUCUUUUUUCUUGUAAUGGUUCUCUCUGAAUCUCAGCUGGGUUGAAUUGCCAGGUCUGUUGUGUUAAGUCUUAUUUUUAUAUUCUCGUUUUUUGUAAGUCCUAUGUUUUUGUCAUUGAAUGUCUGUUGUCACCAGCUUGGGGGAUAAAUGUUGUUGGACGAUCUGUGAUAAAUAAACCUAAUUAUGCAACGGUUA
This is a messenger RNA of Alosa alosa (allis shad), 10347 nucleotides long. It is a transcript of the gene cdh23, whose product is annotated as cadherin-related 23. Gene Ontology annotation, molecular function: calcium ion binding. The record is from RefSeq and is a predicted model, not a curated record. Lineage: Eukaryota; Metazoa; Chordata; Actinopteri; Clupeiformes; Clupeidae. The coding region runs from base 250 to 8676 and encodes 2808 amino acids. Gene Ontology annotation, biological process: homophilic cell-cell adhesion. Gene Ontology annotation, cellular component: plasma membrane; cell-cell junction. The transcript has 57 exons.